Molecule: messenger RNA, 204 nt
Organism: Anthostomella pinea
Lineage: Eukaryota; Fungi; Ascomycota; Sordariomycetes; Xylariales; Xylariaceae
Source: the annotation of a GenBank genome assembly
AUGGGAAAGAACGAGAUUAUCCAAGCCACUGGCGGCGGCAACAUGUCGUCCGGCGGCUUCGCAGCCCGCGCUCAGGCCGCUGGUGACCGCAAUGCCAACACCAAUGCCGGCUCUGGCCGCGUGUCCUACGCCGGCCCGCAGUCCGGAGGAGCUGGCGCCGACUCGGGAAACCAGCAGACGUGCACCGGCUCCGGCAAGAAGUGA